GUGUUAGAAGAAUCAACCCAUGUGGUAUGUCUAUGAUUAUUAUAUUGAAACCUGUUCUACAUAUACAUAAUUCUUUCUAUUAUUAGUCAGUCGAUAAUUACCAAUAUAAAUGGAUUCUUAAAAGGAUUUGGUUGUAUUAUACUCAUAAAAAGUGUCAAUUUGAUACAUUUAGAUUAAUAUAACUGUAUAAUAGACUAAUAUAUCAUUAUUAAAUGUAUGCUUAAUUAAAUAAAAAUCUAUUACAUAUUCAAAAAGGUAAAAGUAUAUUUGAUGUAUAAAAUUAUAUUGAAAAUGUAGAAAGACACUUUUUGAAAAGAAAAAACUAGAGGGACACUGUUUGUGAAAGAAAAUGGAGUAUAUUUUUUUAUGUAAUGACCACUCUGUGUAUUGAAGCUUAUAAUAUGAAUGACUGUGAUAAGGUAUUUAUAGCCUAUUAGCCAUACUGAUAUACGGUUCACAAGCUUGAUAAAGUGAUAUUAGCAGCAUCUGAAUAAGACUACGCAAAUUAUAAAGUUAUUUACAAUUUACAAAUGCAUACUAGUAGAUUUGAAUUCUGACUAUGAUAAAAUGACAAUAUUAGUAAACCACUAAAAUUGGAUUGUUUUUAAUCGCGUUUUAACGAGUUUUUUAUAGUCACUAAUGAAUAUGCAAGUUCAAUCGAAUGUGAAUAUAUACGAAUGUAUUGAAGAGGUACGGGUAUAGGCACACUCAAGGCCGGUGCAGGCCGUUCGCUGUUAGAGUCUAUAGAGGUGAGUCAUAGCUCUUGUCUCGGUUAGUUUAGACUUUAGAGGAGUGGCUUUACAUACUGUUACGUCAAUAUCAUCGGUCACGUUUUUUUUUUUUGGUCAAAAAAAAAAAACGUUUAGCAGCAUGUUUUACUACUAAACUUUGACGACUUUUUAAUAUAGCCUUUAAAAUAUAUGCACUGUCAUAUGAUUUUUUUCGUUCUUUUUAUUCCUUCGAUGACAAAAAUUAAGAAAAGCUUUGUCCCUAUAUGCUUCCAACGUGCAUUAAUAAUGUGUUGGAAAAUACUACUAUUAUUGUGUAAAAAAAAAACUACUAGUAUUGUAUAUCCAACUCAUGUUAAUUAGUUUUUUUGUUUGUUAUCAGAGCACAUAGAUUGUAAGGUGAGAAUAAUAUAAAAAUAACUAUAAAAUAUUGACUGGAUAUUUCAAAAUUAAUUUUUUAUUAAAUUUAAUUUCUUGAAUUUGAAAUAUCUUAUUAGUUUUCUACUAUCAUUCUUAAUUAUAUUAUGUUUUGAGAUAUCCCAUUAUAUCUUUGCAAAUGGAAAUAAAAUUCUUUUUACUAGUUUAAGUAAUCACACAAACUUUUGAAAGAAAAAACUAAGGAGAAAUUAUGUUUUUUUCAAUAUCUAAAAGAACACUAGUUAUAUAGUUACUUUAUUUUUUGACCAAAAAACAAGUUACAUUUAUUUAAUACUAUUUUAUUAGUGGUUACGAACUUACGAUUUUAGUUUUCAUCUUGUCUCUCAUUUUAAUUUAUCCCAAAUCUAUUGAUUACACUUCAUCGCAUAUUCAUUAUUUUCUAAGGUAAAAAAAAAGAAUUUAAACUUUAUUUGAAAACAAGAUUAAAUAACAAACACAGUGUUGGUCCACUGGUUUUGUGGAAAUAAAGAUUAAGCAACCGACUCUUAUAUCUGGUCAUUGGAAAAUUAGUCCGGCUUUAAGAUCCAAAUUACCUUGCGAUCUACAAAUAAAAAGUAAACAAGAUUAAAUAAUUAUCUGUUAUAAAAGUUGAAUAUUUUGAUUGAGAUUUAAUAUUUAUACAAACGAAAAGUUUGUACUUCAAUUAUUUAUAAUAUAAAAUUUUAGUCAUUUCAAUUUUCAUUAUGGCACUUGUCACAUUAAUAACAAUAAUUUAGGUCAAAAAUUUAUUGAUAACUUUUGAUAUAUCGUUUUCCUCUUAUAUGUACAUCCAAUUGAAAGCUAUAUGCCUCUCUGCGUAUGAAACAACAGAGCUAUUUUCGUUCCUCGUAAUAAUACUGUCUACGAGCAUGUGCAUAUGCUUUCCAUUAUACUAGUUACUAGGCACGAUUUCUACAAUAAUUAAGACUAGCAAAGCAUAUUAUAUACAGCAAAGUAACAUCCUAGUUAGUUAUUAAAUUCAACUAAAUAAUUAUCUAUCCCUAAAAAGAUUAUUGUAUGUAAGAUUCUCUAAUAGAAUAAUUAAUCAGAUGUUAAAAAAAAAAUUAUCGUAUUUGUAUUUAUGUUAAAUUUCGGGGAGAUGGUGUUUUACAGAUGGUUCUUGGAAGGAGAAUGAAAUCUUUUCUGGGCAAGGUUGGCUGAGUACUUUAGAAGGUUUUGAUGGGCUGUUGGGAGCAAGGAAUGUCCGGGCUUGUUUAUCUCCUCUACAUGCGGAGAUAGAAGCACUAUUAUGAGCAAUGGAAUGCAUGAGAAACUUACGCCAAUUUCAGGUUACGUUUGCAACGGAUUGUUCUCAGUUGGUGAAGAUGAUUUCGAAACCAGAGGAAUGGCCAGCAUUUACAAGUUAUUUGGAAGAUAUUAAAUCCCUGAAAGAAGGUUUCACACGUUCGGAGAUCAUCUAUGUAUCAAGAACGCAAAAUUCAAGAGCGGAUAGCCUAGCACGCAGUGUUAGGAAACAACCGUCGUUUGUCGUUCACAUGGAUCCAUAUCUACAGGAGUGGUUCACAGAGUCAGUAUGAGUCUGUUGUUGAUGACAAAAAAAAAAGUUAAAACCUUUUUACCAAACUAGUAAAAAAUCUGAAAACAAAAUUAUAAAUAAUUUCUUAAAAUUUCAUGAACUGGUCACACCAGCUUAUAUCAAUUAUCGACUUCAUUUACUUUACUCUGAUUACUAUUUUAUUUUGAAUCUAACUUUUUAUUAUUUUUAUGUAUUAAUUAAAAUCCCGUAAUCAUAAUUUUUUAACUAAAAUAAAUAGUCGAAUGAUGUUUUGAUUAGUGGAGUAAUAAAUGGUACGAAUUAAAUAUACGAUCGUCAUAAAAGGAAAAAAGGGUGAGAAAAAAUGUUUUCAGCAAAUCUUGAAAAACAAAACGAAAUUAAAAGAAAACAUUAAAUUGAAUUAAAAAUCGUUGCGGUGCGUCUUCUCCCUCCUCGCUCUUUGGCAGUAGUACAAUAAACAUUAAAACAGCUUUCUCUCUCCUCUCUCCCAUUACUCCGAUCUGACUCUCUCUCUCAUUGGCCGAGCCUGUUUGAUUCUCGGAAACCCUAAUUCCUCUAAACUUCGAAGCGCUCAAAGCCAGAGCAAAGUCAAAUCUCGCAAACUGUUGAGAAGAUGCUGCUAUGAUUAAAAUGAUGGUGAUGAACGGACGAAACGACGUCGUAGACGAAGAUAACGACGAUUGUUUCUACGAGUCUCUCGACCGCGUUCUCUCUUCCUGCUCUUGCUCAACUUCCAACUCAGACUACGACUCCGACAACCCCAACACCUCCGAUCCGAUCCACGAUCCGACUCCGACUCCGUUUCCUCUCCCCUCCGGCUUCGAGCUGUGGAAAUCGGAGCCCGAAUCUGUUACCGAGAGACGAAUCAGGCUCUUACGCGGUUUGGGACUCAGCGACGAGCCGGAUCUCCGCUUUAAGAGCCGUAGAAAAGGAAUCUGCAGCUCUCAUUUCGCCAGAUCGGUUUCAUCAGACGUCUCGUUCUCGAAUCAUCGCGGCCAAUGCGAGAAUGUCGAUUCUGGUAAGCUUCGACAGUACACCGGAUCUGUAAAUAAGCUUAAUGAUCAUCAUAAGCCGCGUAACGAUGGUAACAAUGUGCCUUUUGGUUUCAUAAGCAAAGAACCGAUAGAAACAGACAUUGUAGAGAAGCAGAGGUUGAAUGGCAGAGAUGUGCAAAUGUGCACCAUUAGGAAUCUUGAUAACGGCAAAGAGUUUGUGGUGAACGAAGUCAGAGAGGACGGAGUGUUGGAGAAGUUGAAGGAGGUAGGCACUGAUCGUCAACUGACUCUGGAGGAGUUUGAGAUGUGUGUUGGGACAUCUCCCAUCGUUCUCGAGCUGAUGAGGAGGCAGAAUGUUGAAGAUGUUGGUAAAGACUCUGUGGAUGUGAGUACUAGUGUAAGUGGAGGAAGCAGAGUAACUAAGCAUAGACGGAGAGGGAGCUGGCUAAAGAGUAUCAAGAACGUUGCUAGUAGUGUGGCAGGGUACAAAGAGAGACGAAGCACCGAUGAUAGAGAUUCACUGUCCGAGCGAGGAGGUCAGAGGUUUAGCUCUGCAACUGAUGAUAGCAGAGACUUGUCCUUUCACGACCCUGAGAGAGUUAAGGUUAGGCAGUAUGGAAAGUCAUGUAAAGAACUCACUGCACUUUUCAAGAGCCAAGAGAUUCAAGCUCAUAAAGGGUCCAUUUGGAGCAUUAAGUUCAGUUUGGAUGGAAGGUAUCUUGCCACUGCUGGAGAGGAUUGUGUUAUUCAGAUUUGGAAAGUUGUUGAAUCGGAAAGAAAGGGGGAGCUAUUGUCGAUGGAUAAACAGCAAGACGAUGUAAGCAUAAAUUUGUUCCUUUUGGCAAAUGGAUCUCCAGAACCAGCUUCAAUGUCUCCAAUGAGAAGAGGAAGAACUUCUUUUAGCAGAAAAUCAGUGAGCUUGGACAAUGUUUUGGUUCCGGAAACAGUCUUUGGUCUUUCAGAGAAACCUGUGUGUUCGUUUGUUGGGCAUUUGGAUGAUGUACUUGAUCUUUCGUGGUCAAAAUCUCAGAACCUGCUUUCCUCUUCUAUGGACAAGACUGUUCGUCUAUGGGAUUUAUCUAGCAAGUCAUGUUUGAAAGUCUUUUCGCAUAGUGACUACGUGACUUGCAUCCAGUUUAAUCCUGUGGAUGACAAUUACUUCAUCAGUGGCUCGUUGGAUGCAAAAGUUCGCAUAUGGAGCAUUCCAGAUCAUCAAGUUGUUGACUGGAAUGAUCUUCAUGAGAUGGUCACAGCUGCCUGCUAUACACCGGAUGGUCAGGGUGCAUUGGUUGGUUCAUACAAGGGGACUUGUUGCUUAUACAAUACACAAGAUAACAAAUUGCAGCAGAGAAAGGAAAUCAAUCUUAAGAACAGGAAAAAGAAAUCCAAUCACAAGAAAAUCACUGGUUUUCAGUUUGUGGCGGGAAGUUCAUCGGAAGUACUUGUCACAUCUGCAGAUUCACGUACACGUGUUGUUGACGGUGUUGACCUUGUUCACAAGUUUAAAGGAUUUCGCAACACAAACAGCCAAAUCUCAGCCUCACUUACAUCAAACGGGAAGUUUCUAGUCUCAGCAAGCGAAGACUCUAAUGUAUAUGUAUGGAACUACGACUCAGACUCUCGUGCCGGAAGAAGCAAACGUGUCACAGUCACAAACUCGUACGAACACUUUUACUGUCGAGACGUCUCUGUGGCCGUACCUUGGCCUGGCAAAAUCAGUAACAACAACAACAGCCCUGACGAGUCACCUAUCACAGCCAAUAACCCUCCAACACCUGUCAACGAUCCAAUCAAUAACAAGACCGUCACUAACGGUAUCAUUUCGAGCGCCACAAACCGAUACUUCUUCGAUAGAAUCUCGGCGACAUGGCCAGAGGAAAAACUUUUGCUGGCUGCAAAGAACCGAGCUAGAACUAGCCCUCGCGUGAGCGUGGACAUGUCUAAUGGACCGGUUAACAGAAAACCGAGUGCUUCGGCUUGGUCUAUGGUGAUUGUGACUGGCGGUUUACGAGGCGAGAUCAGAACAUUUCAGAAUUUUGGAUUACCGGUUCGUCUGUGAAGGCAAGGAAAAAGUUUUUCAUAUCAGCAAGCCUAAGGCAAAGUGAAAUUUUUUUUACUUAGUAAAAACACCUUCUCUAGUCAAUAGUGUAUAGAUUGAGAGAAGGUUGGUUCUUCCAAUAACUCUCUCUUUUCUCACCAUCCUUUUAUUUUUUUAACAUUUGUUCUCUAAAAUUCAUAUCUCUAGCAAAUAUAUAUAUAUAAUUAUUUUAAAAGAAAAUUCA
Molecule: messenger RNA, 5938 nt
Organism: Brassica rapa (field mustard)
Lineage: Eukaryota; Viridiplantae; Streptophyta; Magnoliopsida; Brassicales; Brassicaceae
Product: WD repeat-containing protein 44
Molecular function (GO): protein binding
Source: RefSeq, a predicted model, not a curated record